This is a messenger RNA of Gongylonema pulchrum, 594 nucleotides long. The record is from the annotation of a GenBank genome assembly. NCBI's taxonomy places the organism in Eukaryota, Metazoa, Nematoda, Chromadorea, Rhabditida, Gongylonematidae.
AUGAAAGAUACGAAACAUCCCGAAUACGAUCAUGAACGCCCGGAUCAAUCUGAGAUUCCGCUCCAAGCUGGUACCAACAAAUUUGCCUCACAAAAAGGAAUGACAGGUUUCGGUACAUCACGGCGUGAAACAACGAAAAUUCGAGAUUCAGCACAUCCCGAAUAUGAUCCCGAAAGUAGCAUCGAUUCGACAACGAUCCCUAGCCAAAUGGGUAGCAACAAAUAUGCUUCCCAGAAGGGUAUGACUGGAUUCGGGCAGCCACGUUGGGAGGUUCUUGAUCCGUCAAUCUCAUGGCAAAACCGUAAAAGUCAAGGAAUGGUUCGUUUACAGUCGGGUACAAACAGGUGUCAGGGCAUGACUGGAUUUGGUACUCCACGUAAUACCACUUAUGAAGCGGAAGCCGGCGAGCUGCCAUAUGAAGACAUGAAGAAGUCCGAAACCGUUAUCCCAUCGCAGGCUGGCUGGAAUCGAGGCGAUUCCCAAAAGGGCAUGACCGGAUUCGGUGCGCCACGUGACGUGAAAGGCAAGCAUCUGAAGCGUAUCUGGGAGUUGGAAUAUCCGGAAGAAGCGGAAGCAUCACUUGAUCGGCUUUAA